Messenger RNA from Scleropages formosus (Asian bonytongue), 3403 nucleotides. RefSeq names its product leucine-rich repeat-containing protein 15. Lineage: Eukaryota; Metazoa; Chordata; Actinopteri; Osteoglossiformes; Osteoglossidae. The record is from RefSeq and is a predicted model, not a curated record. Bases 1 to 2700 code for a protein of 899 amino acids. The transcript has 4 exons. Gene Ontology annotation, molecular function: protein binding.
AUGGGCUGGAAAUGGCGUGUGCUGGUCUGGAAGUUAGAGAGCAGAGAGUCUAGAGAAGAGGAUAAGGUUGAAAGCAAGACAUUGGUGGUGUCUGUAGACGGCUCUGAGGAUUGCGCAAUGGAUGGGAGAGAGGUUAGUAUGGCGGAGGAAAGGGAAGAAGGCGUGAGAGAUUUCCAGUUUGGUGGAAAGUCACAGAUGAUGCAGAGCAAAUCCACACAGACAUGGGAGAAUACGAACACUCAUCGCAGACUGAGUGGGGAUCAAACCCACAUUUUCUCACACUACGCAAAAAUCAGGGAGCAUCACAACAACCCAAAAGAACAAGUGUGCAAGUUGCUUCUGGGUACAAAGACAGACAACAACCCCAUCCAUCGUAUCUCAGCUCAUAACUUGGUGGUUUUCUCUGAAAAGGCCGAGUUCGAUCACAGAAAAACCGAGUCGCGCCGGAUCCUACAGGCUGCAGGCUGUGUAUUUGCACAUUUUUUGCUGACAGUCUGCUGUCGUCUUGCACAUCUCAGCACAUCUGUACAGCGACUCUUAUGUUUCCUGUGGUGCUUCAACAUUAAUGAUGAGCUUGUGACCUACUCUCACAUCACACCUACCCUGCUUGAGGAGCUGCUACGCUUGAGAUCAACAAAGUGUGUGACCAUGCUGGGAGCAACGAUGAUGGUUCUGACACUGAUCCCAGUGAUAGAAGGUUGCCCUACAUCUUGUGACUGCAUGGAGAAAAACAUUGUCAGCUGUUCAACGGGAGAGCUUACGGAGAUCCCACUUCUACCACCAGGAACUAAGGAACUCUAUAUUUCACACAACAAAAUCCAUUCCUUACCCAGCCAAGGACUGCAGGAGCUACAAGUUCUGGACCUCACUAAGAAUAAACUCAACACCUCCUUCUCAGACAGCUAUGUCUUCCCAGAGAUGAGAAGUUUGUCCAAGCUCUUCCUUAGGGCCAAUGGCCUAAAAGCAAUAGGUCGAGAACAGCUGUGUCACUUUCCUGAACUUACCCUCUUAGACCUCAGUGAGAACUUCAUCCAAACUCUACCCUCUGGGUUGUUCUGGGGACUGCAGCUACUUGAAACACUCAUCCUUAGCCUGAACCAGAUCCACAUUUUGCAGCGUGGCGCACUGGAGGGUGCCUUCACACUCUCUGUCCUUCACCUCAGCAGCAACAUCAUAGACGAGCUGGAGGAGGGUGUGUUUGAGAAUAUCACACAUCUGCAAAAAUUAAUUUUAUCCAAAAAUGAGCUCAGGAGUUUAAAGAAUGGUUCACUCAGAGGUGCCACGAACCUAAGUCAUUUAGACCUUAGCAGUAACAGGUUUUCCUCUGUGCCAGUGGCUGCACUAAAGGAAGUCCCACAGCUCCAAAGUCUAUACCUCCAAAAGAACUAUAUCACUAGCAUUCCCAAGGAUGCCUUCACAAACCUAGGCUCACUUCAAACCCUGGAUCUGAGCAAUAAUGUUCUUACCAUUCUAGAUGACAGAGACCUGAAAGGAUUAUUUCAGCUAGGUAUGCUGGAUUUCAGUUUCAAUCAUCUUCAGUCCCUACAUUUAAAUUCAUUCCAAGACCUGGGCAGAUUGGAGGUCUUGGACCUUUACCAUAAUGAGCUGACUUCCCUUCCAGCAGGUCUCUUUGACAACACGACAGUCCUGAAGGAGCUUCAGCUGGACAGUAACAAAAUCUCACACAUCCCCUCUAAUAUUUUCCACAGUACACCUGCACUUAAGGAGCUGCAGCUGGAUAACAAUCAUCUCUCUGUGCUGUCAGAAGAUCUUUUCUCUAAACUCAAAGCUCUCCGACGGCUGUACUUGGAUAACAAUCAGUUAUCAAGCGUUCCCAGAAACCUCUUUGCUAAAACCCAUAACCUGAGGGAGUUGCAGCUGGACCACAAUAAUAUCAGCUUUCUACCAGACAAUUUCUUCCAAGAUCUGAAUAAACUCAAGACCUUGAAACUCAACAGCAACCUCCUAUCUUUCCUGCAGCCCACUCUGUUCAUGGGCCUCAGCAGCCUGAAAGACCUUUCGCUCAACAUGAAUAAGAUAAAGAUACUGCCAGCAGGUUUGCUGAAAGACCUUCAGAAUCUUAAGGUGCUUGAUUUGGACAACAACCUCCUGUCCGUCCUGAACCCGGAUGACUUUGAGAACCUGGAAAAUCUCAAGGAGUUACAGCUGAGCUUCAACUCGCUUUCAGAACUCCAUCCAGAUGUCUUUCGUUCCCUGGUGAACCUUCAGAAGCUGUUUCUUAAUGACAAUUACUUAACCUCCAUUCCUGAAAACAUCUUUGAAAAACUUGAAAACCUCCAGGACCUUGACUUGGAUAAAAACCAGUUUAAGAAUGUACCUCCAAAGCUGUUCCAGAGCCUAAGAAAUCUCCGACAGCUCUUCUUUCAGUCCAAUCAACUUAGAGCCCUGGAGAAUGGGACGCUGGAGCCCUUAAGUUCCCUCAGGACUAUUUACUUGGAUGGCAACCCUUGGGACUGCGACUGUAGUUCUAUUCUGUACAUCAGCAGAUGGAUCCACCAACAUGGCCAGAGAGUGCAGGGUAAACCCAAAUGUUCGGCUCGCAAUAUACCUGUGGCCCAUCUUGCCCGGUCCCCCUCACUGCUCCCAAGGCAUUGCAGUGGAGCAGCUUUGCCUACCGUGGCAGUGCCAUUACUGCCAUUACUCAUAGGAACAUUCUGGGCCUCUAAUUUUUGGUUUUAAGUUUCAUGUGUGCUUCCAAUUAAAACAUUAUCUUAGUGUAUUUUAUUUCAUCUUUUGUUUGGAACAAAGUUAUUAUCAUCAUGUAUAUUAUGAAACUAUAGCAUGUUAAUGACAGUCCACGUACAGCAGGGGUUGAUGCACAUUGGCUUAUGAUGAGUAAGACCAGUACGAGUGUCUCACAGACAGAUUUCUGCUACCAGCUCGUCUAAUGUUUCAACCUAAACUGCUGUGUUUGAAAUAUACAAAAGUGUUAUUUCAACACAAGUGGGCUGUAAAAUGUCUUAUUCUGCUUCUAUAUGACAGUUCUUUUUUAUGAUUUUUUCCAAUUUUAAUUGUGCAUUGCAAUUUCCAACUUGAUUAAACUGCUUUCUUCCAUCAAAGGGUGCAGCAAAGGUAUGUCUUGAUGGAGUUUUAUUACAGAAGGCUAUUUUCAUGUAAAGUGUGGUGAAGGAAGCUGACACGGUUCUUGCUGACACAUAUGCUGAGGUGUGCGAACCAUAGAUGCCAACACUGCGGUCGGUGUUCUUGAGCAGCGCUUCGGAAACCGCAGCAACAGAGCUUUUGAAGCAUAUCGCAGAGGGGAAAAAAAAACUAUUGUGAGAAAAUGCACGUAUACACAAACAAGUAGUUCAUCUUUCAGCUAUGAAAUAAAAGUUUAUAUAAAAUAUAGAAAAAUUUAGAAUAUUUCAUUAAGAGUAUUCAU